Molecule: messenger RNA, 2857 nt
Organism: Punica granatum (pomegranate)
Lineage: Eukaryota; Viridiplantae; Streptophyta; Magnoliopsida; Myrtales; Lythraceae
Source: RefSeq, a predicted model, not a curated record
CCUAUGUCGAAGCCCUAUGCUCUUCGACAAUCAGCAGCCCAGUAGUCCACUCCCUCCUCCUCCCUCCCUCUCUCUCUCUCCUGAGUGGGCCAUCAAUGGAUCUUUUUGAGAGCUGAUUGUGCGAAUCUGUAAGCUAAAGCUUCUUCCAGUCCCUCUGGACCAUCAAUGGACCUUUUGGGUGCUGAUUAUGCGAAUCUGUGAGCUAAAGCUUCUCCCGGAGUUUUCAUGGGUAUCGGAAGGUCGAACUACACUUUCCUAACCCAAUCUCCAGACGAUCAGCAGCUCCUUAACCGAUACCAAUCUCAUCAUCACGAGCCUCAGUCAGCCGACAGCAUGGCGGGAAGGGUGGGCAGCGUGUUCCCUUCGGUCGGACUGCAGCGCCAGUCCAGCGACAGCAGCUACUGCGGGAGCUCGCUCUCCGGCGAUGGCCAUGUGCCGACCCUGUCGACCGUUGCUGGGAUCGAGCUCGACACGCCGGGGCUCUCGCACGAGGAUGUGAGUUUGAAGGCAGCUGAUCGGAGUUCUGGAGGGUCUUCGUCGGGGAAGAGCUGGGCGCAGCAGACGGAGGAGAGCUAUCAGCUGCAGCUGGCCUUGGCGCUGAGGCUCUCGUCGGAGGCAACCUGUGCGGACGAUCCUUAUUUCCUGGACCCAGUCUCAGAUGAUUUAUCUGCUAGAGCUUCUUCAUGGAGCUCGUUGGCGGCCAUUUCGCAUCGGUUUUGGGUGAACGGGUGCAUGUCAUACUCCGAAAAAGUCCCAGAUGGUUUUUACCUCAUUCACGGGAUGGAUCCUUACGUGUGGACAAUGUGUAUGGAUCUACAAGAGAAUGGCCGUGUUCCAUCCCUCGAAUCUCUUAAAGCCGUUGAUCCUUGCAUCGAGUCUUCGAUUGGAGCUGUGUUGAUUGAUCGGCUUGGCGAUCCUCUGUUAAAGGAGCUCCAAAAUGAAGUCUUCAGGAUAUCUCAGAGCUGCAUAACCAGAGAGGAGGUGGUAGAUCAGCUUGCCAAGCUUGUCUUCAAUCGCAUGGGGGGUUCAGCUCUUAAUGGAGAAGAUGACCUGUAUUCAAAUUGGAGGAAGUGGAGUGGUAUUUUAAAAGAUCGCUUCGGAUCUGUAGUCUUUCCAGUUGGAAGCCUAUCAGUUGGUCUCUGCAGACAUCGUGCUUUACUAUUCAAAGUUCUUGCUGACACCAUUGAGUUACCAUGUAGAAUUGCUAAAGGAUGUAAAUACUGUCUAAGAGAUGAUGCAUCUUCUUGCCUUGUCCAAUUUGGACCUGACAGGGAGUAUUUUGUUGAUUUGAUUGGGAAACCAGGUAAUCUAUGUGAUCCUGAUUCCCUGCUAAAUGGCCCUUCAUCCAUCUGCAUAUCUUCACCGUUGCGCUUUCCACGACUCAAGUCCAGUGAAUCUCUGAUCAACGUUGGGUCACUGGCUGAACAGUAUUUUUCAGACUCUCUGACGCUUAAUCUUGUGUUCUCUGAUGCUAUGGCAGAGGAUAUUAGCAGGGAUCCAAUCUGCCACGAGCAUGAUCAAUCAGUUGGGAAUGAAGGCGAUCAACCAAUAUUAGCCUUGCCUAUCCCAAGGGUGGAAACUGGAGAAGAUCUGAGGUCUAAUGAGGGAGGUCCAUUAGUGCCCACCAGAUCAAGUCAAGGGCUCUCCCAUGAUGUGGACGACUUCGACAUUGCAUGGGAUGAUCUUAAAAUGGGAGAGAGAAUUGGAGCAGGUUCUUUUGGAACUGUAUGUCGUGCCAUUUGGCAAGGCGUGGAUGUUGCUGUGAAGAUUCUAGUGGAAGUAGAUUUUCGUGCAGAGCAAUAUAAAGAGUUCUUGACAGAGUUUUUGAGGGAGGUUGCUAUAAUGAAACGUUUGCGGCAUCCCAAUAUAGUUCUCUUUAUGGGUGCAAUCACUCAGCCACCACAAUUGUGCAUAGUCACGGAGUAUUUACCAAGAGGCAGCUUGUAUAAGCUUUUGCAUAGAACAGUGGACAGAGAGAAAUUGGAUGAAAGACGUAGAUUGAAUAUGGCGUAUGAUGUGGCAAAAGGAAUGAAUUACCUGCACAAACGUAACCCUCCUAUUGUUCAUCGAGAUCUGAAAUCUCCUAAUCUAUUGGUUGAUAAGACGUAUACAGUUAAGGUUUGUGAUUUUGGUCUGUCCCGGUCAAAGGCAAAUACAUAUCUUUCAUCAAAGACAGCUGCAGGAACACCUGAGUGGAUGGCUCCUGAAGUACUUCUUGAUAUGCCAUCAAAUGAAAAGUCCGAUGUUUAUAGCUUCGGAGUGAUCUUAUGGGAGCUUGCUACUCUGCAACAACCAUGGAGUCACCUAAACCCAGCACAGGUUAUAGCAGCUGUUGGUUUAAAAGGGAAAAGACUUGAUAUUCCGCAAGAUUUAAAUCCUCGGGUGGCUUCUAUUAUUGAGGCUUGCUGGGCCAAAGAACCCUGGAAGCGCCCUUCCUUCUCUACUAUCACGGAGUUGCUGAAGCCAUUGAUCCUCACACCUCAGCCAAGUGUUGUGGACACUACACUCAAUGGGCGAAACUCACAGUAUGACUCGUCUCGGGGCUUCGACGGUUUCACGUAAUAUGGCCUUCCUAUGUGACUUCAGAUCCGGCAAAGGUACAGCAAUUCUAAUACCGCAUUUCUCCAAUCACCUACUCUAAUUUUCUGAGUUCAUCUUGUAUAUGUCUGCUCUAAUCGAUUUGGACUCCCAUUUUUAGUUGCAACCAUAAGAUGCUGUGAACAACUUGUGCUAGCUGUUGUUACUCCUAAAAGAUCUUUCCAAUCGGUCACGCAUUUCAUCCUAAAACUUUACAAUUGUAUAUUUUCCCUUAUCAAAAAGUUAUGAAUGCAAAGGAUAAAUCAAUUCACGAGCUGUU